AUGAAUGUAUCUCGAACAGCUUACUUCACCUCAGACUACUUGGACAAGCGCAAAAACGGCUCCAAAUCUACCCUUCCGUCUCGAUCCUCCCUGAUGUCUCCCAGAGCUGCAAGUCCCCUAAACUCGCCAUCUACUCCCCAAAGCGAAAAUCCAGAUGAUCUAGACGAGGCACUUACUCCAGCACAUUUGAACUAUUUGUACAAGAAAAAGCACCGCUCGGUCGACUACUCAGACUACUACUCCAGGGCUGUCAAUAGACCAAAACGGAAGGGGUACGUGAACGAUGAAAGUUCUUCGUUUCAGACAGAGGAGUUUGAUCUGAUAUAUGAAAAUGUCCGCAAACAGCCGAAAGAGUACGAUGGAUACUACAUCGAUCAGAAGAGGCGAUAUGAAGAAGCCGAGGAGAUCAAGCCGAAGAUGUUCACCCAUAAGACAUUCAUGGACGUUUUCGAUAAGGACCAGGAUGAACGGUUCAAUCCAAUCGACGUUGUUUUUGAUGACCCUGAAAGGAUGAGAGAAUUAGAAAAGAAGCAGAAGCUAUCUAGAGCGGUGAAGAAUGUGCAGAAGAAAGUGGGCAUUAACGACUACAAUUCAUACGACUACUACAUUGAAAACGAGAUUGACGAUGCUAGACGUGCAAAGGAAAUGAAGCAACGAGAAGCCAAGAUGGCGAAGCAGAAAGCUAAAUUGGAGAAGAAAGCCUUCAAACUCGCAUUGAAGAAAAAGAAGAAGGAAGAGAAAGAGCAAGAUCUCUUUGUGGAGCACGUCAGUGAUGAUUCUGACGAUGAAGCAAUGGAAGGGUUCCUGCGACCACCAGAGAACGAGAAUUUGAAGAAAGCCUGGAAAAGAAAAUGGAAGAACGCCAAGAAGGCCCUUGGAGAUGACUACUUCGAUAGUUACAAUCGUGAACGGGAAGCUCGUCAGCAGAUAAAAAGCAGACAAGAGGAUGUCGGCGACGAGAAGAGUCGAAUCACCUUACCUCCCUCUGGGGCGAUUUCUGGAGCGGUUGGUCCGAACGAGAAUUUCCAUCCAUUGUGGAACUACAUUCUCUCGUGGCUAGUGUAUACGCCACCCAUUAAUCCGGAUCCAGAGCCAAGUGGGAAGAUUGUUGAGCUAGAUAGAGACUUCUCUACUGCGCUGGCGCAGGGAAAGAAAAAGAAACAGCUUGCUCCAAAGAACCCGUUCAAAAACUACAAGAGUAAGUUGAAAAAGUGGAACGAACCAGCCUCAGCUUUCUUACCAGGUGGAAGAGGUUUGCCUGACACACUGUCUCAACGAACUUUCGAUCAAGCCUCUCGGGCAUCGUCAUUCUACACGUACUCUGAGCUACCUGAGGAGAUUGAGCUAAGUGACGAUGGAGAGUUAGGCGAUGAGAUCAUAAUGGGUGAGUCCCUGAUUGAACCGUAUCAUGGUUAUCCUCCCACUUCAUCACAGGCAAUGAUCACCAAAGAAAACAGUUUUGGAAGACUUCAUGAAGGCGGCCCGGUGAAAAUAGUCUCCAACAUCAACCUGUUGAUCAAGAGCAUCAGAAUCAUGAAAAUCAUUUUUGCGCCUAUAGAUAUCAUAGCGGUGCAUUUCCCGUCAUUGCAAACUGUUGUCAUUCUUAUAGAGUUGGUGAUUUUCAUGUGGAUUCUCUACGAGCUCUCGCUCCUCAUCGACGCGUUAUGCAUGGCCAUCAAAGCCGUUUGUGCACCGAUGAUUGCCAUUGGCAAAUUUAUGAAUCGUAUAAUGUAG
Molecule: messenger RNA, 1734 nt
Organism: Candidozyma auris
Lineage: Eukaryota; Fungi; Ascomycota; Pichiomycetes; Serinales; Metschnikowiaceae
Exons: 1
Coding region: 1-1734 (577 amino acids)
Source: RefSeq, a predicted model, not a curated record